Messenger RNA from Tarenaya hassleriana, 1079 nucleotides. RefSeq lists its product as uncharacterized. Lineage: Eukaryota; Viridiplantae; Streptophyta; Magnoliopsida; Brassicales; Cleomaceae. The record is from RefSeq and is a predicted model, not a curated record. The transcript has 4 exons. Bases 173 to 820 code for a protein of 215 amino acids.
UUCUUUUACUUUUUUUCCCUUUCUCCAACAACCAACCGAAUUCUUCAUUACAUAAACGAAAAAGCGGCAAGAGUUCAUCGCAAGUUGCUUGUUUUAUUGAUCUUUUUUUGUCUUCGAUCACAAGAAAAUUGUCGAAUACCAAACUGAAUUCAGAGAAAGAUUCUAGGUUUCCAUGGCCACAGAGAUGAAACCCGGCGUAGUUAAGCGUGAAAACGGUGAUGGGUCUUCUCAUCGAAAGAUCGAUCCUUCUGUUAAAGACAAGAAGAAGAUCGAGAGCUCGAGUAGGCAGAACAUGACUGAAACCAAACCCAGAUCUUCUGUCUCCAUCAUCUCGGCGAAAUCUGAGGCAAAGUCGAAGACGACGAUAACUUCACCAAAAUCCGCCGUGACAACGAAGACGACGACGACAACAACAGCAACUUCAUCGUCUAAUACAAAGGUUAAAGCCAAGAGGGAGAAGAAGGUCUAUUCAUUGCCUGGCCAGAAAUACGAUGUUCCUGAAGAGAGAGAGCCCCUGAGGAUCUUCUACGAGUCAUUAUCGAAACAGAUUCCCGGAAGCGAAAUGGCAGAGUUCUGGCUAAUGGAGCACGGAAUGCUAUCCCCCGAAAGGGCAAAGAGAGCGUACGAGAAGAAGCAGAGAAAGCAGAAGCAAAUACGAAUGGGAACCCCCAUUAAGCCUCCGCCGACAUCUUCUAGCAAACCCGGGAUUUCACAUAAGACAUCGGUAUCCAAGAGCAAUCUAGACGCCCGAACAAAGAAGAAACUCAUAGUCGAUGAUGAUGAUGACUUCAUUCUUAGUCCGAAAAGAAGGAAAGUAUAAAUUAUAAAGCCGAGAAUAUCCGAAGAAGGAUCAUUUUAGUUCUUGAUGUUCGUUGAAUAAGCGAUAAAAGAUGGCAUCUCGGAUUUCUUACAAUGUUUUGCUAAGAUAAGAAUGAUACUAAGUAUCACCUUUCUUUCAUCAAGCAUUUCCUAAGAACCUGUAAUCCGGUUCACCAGUUUGUAAGACCUGAGAAGGCUUAACCGGUCUGAAAAUCCAACCGAACCGAACGGUGAUCUUAACCAAUUCCGAAACAGAUAUG